Lactuca sativa (garden lettuce) is the source of this 916-nucleotide messenger RNA. Its product is annotated as ethylene-responsive transcription factor 1A. The record is from RefSeq and is a predicted model, not a curated record. Lineage: Eukaryota; Viridiplantae; Streptophyta; Magnoliopsida; Asterales; Asteraceae. Gene Ontology annotation, molecular function: DNA binding; DNA-binding transcription factor activity. Gene Ontology annotation, biological process: ethylene-activated signaling pathway; regulation of DNA-templated transcription.
AGAUUAAUAAUCCGAACCAGGUGAAUGAACCUUUCCCAAUUCAUCCACCUAUAUAAGCCUCUCCCUAUCAUUAAUCAUCAAUCGAAAACAGUAUUAGAUUUUGUUCCAAAUAUAAACUACUAGACUUGAAAACAUUUGAUUCGAUUUUGCAAAAGAUUGAUGGGAAAUAAUGGGUUUGAUUCCGAUUUUGCUCUUCUUGAGUCUAUUCGCCGUCAUCUGUUAGAUGAUUCCACCAUGUAUUCCGGCGGUGGAGCUCCACCGAUGAAUUGCCGGACCAACACCCUGUUUCCUUGCUUAUCAGACACCUGGGGUGAAUUACCCUUGAAACAGAACGAUUCUGAUGACAUGUUAAUAGCUCGGUUUCUUCACGAAACGUUGGAUUUCGAGGGCCUCCUGUCGCCGGGAAAGACAAUGAUACCAAACAUUGCCACUGUUAAAUCUGAGCCGGAGGUUUUUGUGGGAUCGCCGGAGAUUUCAAGUUAUGAAAAUGGAUCGCCGCCGCAGACGGUGGGAGUUGAUGAUGUGACGCAACAGAAGGGGAAACAUUACAGGGGUGUGCGACGACGGCCUUGGGGUAAAUUCGCGGCUGAAAUUCGGGAUCCGGCGAAGAAUGGUGCUCGGGUGUGGCUAGGGACGUUUGAGACGGCGGAAGAUGCGGCGUUUGCAUAUGACAGGGCGGCGUAUAAGAUGCGUGGUUCUCCGGCGAACUCAUCGGAAGAUCGAUCGCUCAAGAGGACAAAGAAGGUGGAACAAAUCCACGUGGCGAAUAGUUAGUGGUUGAUGGAUGCUGACUGUAACUGUGGAUUACCUUUUUUUUUUUUUAAUUUCGUAUUUUAUCGUGUAAAUAGCUGUUUUUUUGUGCAUAAAUGACAAAUUUAUUAUUUUUUUAUUCAUACAAAAUCCAACUUAUUUUCGA